AUGGCCAAGAGCCGCGGGCCCGGCGGGCCCGGCUCGCCCGGCGGCCACCACAGCCUGGCCGGUACCCGCGAGAGCCUGGCCGAGCCGCCCGCCGACGAGCUCAGCUCCCUCGGUUCCGACUCCGAGGUCAACGGCGGCGGCCCCGAGGAGCGGCGGGUCGAUAAGUUCGGCUUCAUCGUCGGCAGCCGCAGCGCCGAGGGACCGCUGGAGGAGGUCCCCCUGGAGGUGCUGAGGCAGAGGGAAUCCAAAUGGUUGGACAUGCUCAACAACUGGGACAAGUGGAUGGCCAAAAAGCACAAGAAGAUCCGACUGCGGUGCCAGAAGGGGAUCCCCCCCUCCCUGCGGGGCCGGGCCUGGCAGUACCUGUCUGGGAGCAAGGUCAAACUGGAGCAGAACAUGGGCAAGUUUGAUGAACUGGAUCUCCUGCCAGGGGAGCCCAAGUGGCUGGAUGUGAUAGAGAGGGAUCUCCACCGGCAGUUCCCCUUCCACGAGAUGUUUGUCUCACGUGGAGGCCAUGGGCAGCAGGAUCUGUUUCGGGUGCUGAAGGCGUACACCCUGUACCGCCCAGAGGAGGGGUACUGCCAGGCACAGGCUCCCAUCGCUGCCGUCCUGCUCAUGCACAUGCCAGCCGAGCAAGCAUUCUGGUGCCUGGUGCAGAUCUGUGAGAAGUACCUCCCUGGUUACUACAGUGAGAAGCUGGAGGCCAUUCAGCUGGACGGGCAGAUCCUCUUCUCACUGCUGCACAAGGUCUCCCCUGUGGCUUACAAGCACCUGAGCAAGCAGAAGAUUGACCCCAUCCUCUACAUGACCGAGUGGUUCAUGUGCGCCUUCUCCCGCACGCUGCCCUGGAGCUCUGUCCUGCGUGUCUGGGACAUGUUCUUCUGUGAAGGGGUGAAGAUCAUCUUCCGGGUGGGCUUGGUGCUACUCAAACACACCUUGGGCUCCUCAGACAAACUGAAGUCCUGCCAGGGCCAGUAUGAGACCAUGGAGAGGCUGAGGGCCCUUAGCCCCAAGAUCAUGCAGGAGACCUUCCUGGUGCAGGAGGUCAUCGAGCUGCCGGUGACAGAACGUCAGAUCGAACGGGAACACCUGAUCCAGCUGAAGAAAUGGAGGGAGACCCACGGGGAGCUGCAGUGCAAAUCCCCCCCGCGCCUGCACGGCGCCAAAGCCAUCAGCGAGGCGGAGCCUCCCCCCCGCAAGGCGCUGGAACCCGUCCCCUCCAUCAUCGUCCCCUCGGGCCCCGCUCCCGUGCCCAAGGCCCGCAAGAGCAAGGAGAAGAGCCGAGAAAGAGCCCGGCCAGCCCCGCCAAUGGCCCCGGAACUGAGGGCAACGGGGCGCCCCGGCUCGGCCCGGGAGCUGCUGCACCCCCAGGUCUCCCCCCACCACCACCAGUCCAAGGAGAGCCUGACCUCCCGGGAGAGCGAGGACACGUACUUGUAGGUAACCGUCGCAGGACAGGGACCGAGGUUGGGAGCUGCAGGCAGGAUGCGCUGGAGGCAGCAGGAUUUGAUGCCAGACCACCACGGUGG
This is a messenger RNA of Calypte anna (Anna's hummingbird), 1529 nucleotides long. RefSeq names its product TBC1 domain family member 10A (gene TBC1D10A). Lineage: Eukaryota; Metazoa; Chordata; Aves; Apodiformes; Trochilidae. The record is from RefSeq and is a predicted model, not a curated record.